GUCGAGGUGGUCACACCAAUUCUCACCCCCCCUUUAUUAGCUAUCGGGCAGCCGUGGCCUGAGUCUGUAAGGCCACCAUUUGCGCAGUCUUGAAUUAGCAACCACGAGUACAUGUUGGUCUUCUUUGCGAGUGUGAGUGAAGAUGGACGCAAUGUUUGUUAGCUACAAUAAUGGCACAAAAACGAAGAGACGUGGGCUGGAUCCACCCCAACCAGGAUGAUACUUACUCCGACAAUCACAGUGCCGAGGGGGCCGACAAGUCGCAACAAAUGAAUACCGUCACACAUCGAGGGCCAAGAUUGAGACACAGCCCAGCUGAUGGUGGUAAUCUGCCAACUGAGACGAUUAGCUCGGAAGAUGGGAAAGUACAUGGUACGCCCAGACUGCCAGGUCUUGCAAUAACGCAAAGCGGUAGUGGAUCAUUCCAAAGCUCCUCGCCACAGCGGAUUCGGUCAGAGUCUCAACGUGCGAAACCAGAUCCUGCCUCCCGCUUGGACUAUGAAAAAGUACACGACUAUCCUCUAGGGACACCACGCCUUGCGGCAUUCAUGAAUUCCUCGGACCACAACGCUGUAUAUCGACGAUUUGGACGUCUGUCUGCACGACUUCUGGUCCAACUCGAAGUGGAAUUGACCGGUCUCGAGACAAAACUAGACGAGCUUGACAGAAAGGACGCGGCGGACAAAGUGAUGAAAAAGAGGCUGCGGGGAUAUGAGAUUGAGGGAGAUGAUGGUGCUCAGACUGAACUUCUCAAAGAGAUACAAGAGAAAUUGAGCCAAUACUUUGAAGUACUGCUCUACGAGAGCCAAGUCCGCGCACUUGAGCCAGCACCUCCACGACAUCAUCUUGGUCUUUUCGACUACAUGCGGAAUCGAAAACCUUUGGCACCGGAUAGAGACGACUUUAUCCUCCAUGUAGAAGAUUUUGUAUCUGUUGCCAAAAAAUCCGAAAGCGGUACGCGUAUUACAGAUGUACUCGAGAUCUUCAUGGCUUCAUGUCCACGUAUUGCUAAGUUCCUCCACUUGAAGCGUAUCCUGCAGACCAAGCGGGAGAGAGAGAAGAUCGAAGAUGACACUGUCGAUCAGUACUCUGAGUUUCGGUUUGGCGUCCUUAACAAAGUUGUCGCUGUUUCUGCAGCAGUAUGCACUCUUCUUAUACCCGUGAUGCUGUUGUUCCUAGUGGACAUGUCGAAACAGGCAAUGGCGUGGCUUGUGUUCGUGUUCGUGCUUGCGUUUUGUGUCAUGGUGAGUGUGGUUACAGGUGCCAGAGCACAGGACAUUUUCAUUGCAACUGCUGCGUACGCUGCUGUCUUGGUGACAUUUCUGGGCAAUUUGAGCCAUGGAUAGGCGCAAAUUGAGGGAAGGCGAGAUGAAUGGUAAUUCGUAAAUGGGAAUAGUAGCGUCGGAAAUCGACUCGUAGAUGUGGUUUCUGGGGUUUCUGGUGUCGGCCGUGUGGAACAGCUAUGGCUGCGAUGUGGUGUAGAGAUCGGAAGGCUAGAAGUCUUCGGUAUCGUGUGAUGAAGGAAAUAAGGAGAUGUUGGCAUGGCGGUUUCCUAGGCAUCAAUUCUCGCAAUUUCUGUUAUUUAUGGGCUUCACCUCUCUUUCGUAACACUCUCUAGGUGUGGGUGGGUUUAGGAUCAUCAAAAGCUCAUAUUCUUCGUGGAAUACAUUCGCGUUCAUUGUGUCAAGAUGUCGCAGCUGCAGGUUGUGAUGC
Molecule: messenger RNA, 1713 nt
Organism: Mollisia scopiformis
Lineage: Eukaryota; Fungi; Ascomycota; Leotiomycetes; Helotiales; Mollisiaceae
Exons: 6
Coding region: 171-1346 (391 amino acids)
Source: RefSeq, a predicted model, not a curated record